Molecule: messenger RNA, 1525 nt
Organism: Chelonoidis abingdonii (Abingdon island giant tortoise)
Lineage: Eukaryota; Metazoa; Chordata; Testudines; Testudinidae
Gene: YIPF2
Product: Yip1 domain family member 2
Biological process (GO): vesicle-mediated transport
Cellular component (GO): membrane; Golgi apparatus
Molecular function (GO): small GTPase binding
Source: RefSeq, a predicted model, not a curated record
UCACAAGCGCUGUUUGUUUUGCCCCGGCAGCGGAGUCCUGCCCGCCAUAACCCGCAGCAAUGGCCGCCCCGGACGAGCUCCAGUUUCGUGAAUUCGACGAGGCAGCCGACUUGCUGGCCGGGAACCCCGAUGCCACAACCACCAGUAUCAACGAGCGGCAAAGCCACGUGGCCGUGAACAUGAGCGCCGACUACGAGGAGGGCGAGCUAGGGGAGGAGACAGAUAAAACCGAGCUCCUGAGUGGCCAGAAGAAGCAGCCCAGUUUCUGGACCUUCGAAUACUACCAGACUUUCUUUGAUGUCGACACCUACCAGGUGCUGGACAGGAUAAAGGGGUCUCUGUUGCCGUUGCCUGGGAAGAACUUUGUACGGCACCAUUUACGGAACAACCCUGACCUAUAUGGGCCCUUCUGGAUCUGCGCCACGCUGGCCUUCACGCUUGCCAUCGGCAGCAACGUGGCCCAUGCCCUGGAGAAACGGGGUGACCCCUCCUUCCACUACAGCCCCCAGUUCCACAAAGUGACCAUCGCUGGGCUCAUAACCUACUGCUACGCCUGGCUGGUGCCCCUGGCCCUCUGGGGCUACCUGCAGUGGCGCAAGGGCCUCAGCAUCCACGUGGGAUCAUACAGCUUCCUGGAGACGGUCUGCGUGUACGGCUACUCGCUCUUCGUUUACAUCCCCACCUCGAUCCUGUGGCUGAUCCCGGCUUCCUGGCUCCAGUGGCUCCUGCUGGCCUUCGCCGCAGCGCUCUCAGGCUCCAUUCUGGUUCUUGCCUUCUGGCCACUGCUCCGCUCCGACAGCAAGCCGGCCACACUGGCCACGCUGGCCGCCAUCGUCUCGCUCCACGUGCUGCUGGCCGUCGGCUGCAAGCUCUAUUUUUUCCAGACGCUGCCCAGCACUAUCCCUCCAGUGCACCCCCUGGUCACGGCCCAGCACCCCACAGUGCUGCUCCCUCGCCCGGCCAAUGCCUCCGUCCCCCUCCACCACUGAGGUGUGGAUCCCCCAGCACUGGGCCCAGGCAAGAGCCCAGAGCCGCUGCUGGGCCUGGGCUCCUGCCCCCUUGGGAAGGCCCCUUCCUCCGGCCUCUCCCCCAGCCACGCUGCACAGGGAGGGGGUGGCAGCUUGGCCAGCAGCUGAGCCCAGGACACUUAGCACGUCUCAUUCUUCCCCUCCCCCUGCAUCAGCACUUCGGGUCUGGCUCAGUCCCAGCUGGGAGCAGGGACAUGAGCUUGUGCCCAGCCCAGCACCCACCGAGCCCCAGCCAGUGGCAGGCGUCCUGCCAGCAUGAACCCUGGGCCCUGCUCUUGGGGCAGCCCUGCAGCACAGAGAGACUGUUCGCAGCCCCUGCCCUGACCCCCUGGGGUGAGGCUGGGACAGAGCACAGGCCAGACACUCACGCCCCCCAUCCCCAGGGCAUGGGGGCAGGGCAGUGCUGGCUGCUCCCUGCACAAGGCCCAAGGACUGGGAGCUGGCAGCUGUUUUCUAUGCAAAGGUGAUUGAAAUAAACAAGUGGGGCUUCUCCUGCC